UCACACACACUAAUCCCAGGGAGACCCAAGCAUGUCUGGCAUUAGCUUCCGGCUGCAGUGAGCUCAGUGGGGGAGCUCAGGCUGCUGCAGGAGGACCAGAGCUUGAUAUGGAUCAUCAGAAAGGCUCAUUGAUAAUGAACAAAUGCAGGAAUCAGAUGGCUAAGAGGAUAUUGAAUCUCGCUCUGGAGAUCAUCUACCUGCUGGCUGGAGAGGAUUAUAUUGUUGUUAAGAAGUCCUGUGAUCAUGUCAGGAACAACAGCAGUCCUUGUGUAUCUGAAAGUUUCUGCAGGACCCAGAGCCCUAAAACAGUGCCUCCACCUCUCUCAUUGGUACGUGAGCAGAACAAUGACAAGGAGAUCCUGGAACUGACCAAUCAGAUCAUCCAGCUGCUGGGAAUGGGAUAUUAUACAUUAAAAACAAGGGAUGUGUCUGGUUGGUGA
Messenger RNA from Pelobates fuscus (common spadefoot toad), 440 nucleotides. RefSeq names its product oocyte zinc finger protein XlCOF29-like. The transcript has 3 exons. Bases 108 to 440 code for a protein of 110 amino acids. The record is from RefSeq and is a predicted model, not a curated record. Lineage: Eukaryota; Metazoa; Chordata; Amphibia; Anura; Pelobatidae.